This is a messenger RNA of Galeopterus variegatus (Sunda flying lemur), 5593 nucleotides long. RefSeq names its product inositol polyphosphate-4-phosphatase, type I, 107kDa (gene INPP4A). NCBI's taxonomy places the organism in Eukaryota, Metazoa, Chordata, Mammalia, Dermoptera, Cynocephalidae. Gene Ontology annotation, cellular component: cytoplasm. The transcript has 19 exons. The record is from RefSeq and is a predicted model, not a curated record. Gene Ontology annotation, molecular function: phosphatidylinositol-3,4-bisphosphate 4-phosphatase activity. Bases 45 to 2591 code for a protein of 848 amino acids.
GAUGGCUGAGCUUUGUGUUUAAGCAGAGGAGAAGCGCAGUCACAAUGCUGCUCAUCCAAGUUGCUUGUUGCAGGUCUGCAGAGAGCGACCGCGUGGGUAACAUCACCGUGAUUGGCUGGCAGAUGGAGGAGAAGUCAGACCAACGGCCCCCCGUGACCCGGUCCCUGGACACUGUCAAUGGGAGGAUGGUUCUGCCCGUUGAUGAGAGUUUGACCGAGGCUUUGGGAAUCCGAUCCAAAUAUGCUUCAUUGAGAAAAGACACUCUACUGAAAUCGGUGUUUGGCGGUGCCAUCUGCCGCAUGUACCGGUUCCCAACCACCGAUGGCAACCACCUGCGGAUCCUGGAGCAGAUGGCAGAGAGCGUGCUCUCCCUGCAAGUGCCACGGCAGUUCGUGAAGCUCCUGCUGGAAGAAGACGCAGCCAGAGUGUGUGAGCUGGAGGAGUUGGGGGAGCUGUCCCCUUGCUGGGAGAGCCUCCGGCGCCAAAUUGUCACCCAGUACCAGACCAUAAUCCUCACGUACCAGGAGAACCUGACCAACCUCCAUCAGUACAAAGGUCCCUCAUUUAAAGCAAGCAGCUUGAAAGCAGAUGAAAAGUUAGAAUUUGUCCCUACAAACUUGCACAUACAAAGGAUGAGAGUUCAAGACGAUGAAGGAUCAGAUCAGAACUAUGACAUCGUCACUAUUGGGGCACCAGCAGCACACUGCCAAGGUUUUAAGUCAGGAGGUCUCCGCAAAAAGCUGCACAAAUUUGAAGAGACCAAGAAACACAGUUUUGAGGAGUGUUGUACAUCAUCUAGCUGUCAGUCCAUAAUCUACAUACCACAGGACAUCAUCAGAGCCAAGGAGAUCAUCGCCCAGAUCAACACCCUGAAAACCCAAGUUAGUUACUAUGCUGAGCGGCUCUCAAGGGCAGCCAAGGACAGAUCCGCCACUGGCCUUGAGAGGACACUUGCCAUCCUGGCAGACAAGACCCGGCAGCUGGUCACAGUCUGCGACUGCAAGCUGCUGGCCAACUCCAUCCACGGGCUGAAUGCCGCACGGCCUGACUACAUUGCCUCCAAGGCCUCCCCCACCUCGACUGAGGAGGAGCAGGUGAUGCUUAGGAAUGACCAGGACACCCUCAUGGCCAGGUGGACAGGCAGAAACAGCCGAUCUUCCCUGCAGGUGGACUGGCACGAGGAGGAGUGGGAGAAAGUGUGGCUAAACGUUGACAAGAGCCUGGAGUGCAUCAUUCAGCGGGUGGACAAGCUGCUGCAGAAGGAGCGUCUGCAUGGUGAGGGCUGUGAGGAUGUCUUCCCCUGUGCGGGCAGCUGCACCAGCAAGAAAGGUAACCGGGACAGCCAUGCCUACUGGAUCAGACCGGAGGACCCCUUGUGCGAUGCCCCUUCCUCGCCAUGCCCCUCCACCAUGCCCGCUGCUGCAUGCCAUCCUCACCUGACCACACAUUGCAGCCCCCCUCCUGAAGAGGCCAGCCCAGGUGAAUGGAGCGAGGCCCUUUACCCGCUGCUGACCACCCUCACAGACUGCGUAGCCAUGAUGAGCGACAAGGCCAAGAAGGCGAUGGUCUUCCUGCUCAUGCAGGACAGCGCUCCCACCAUAGCCACCUACCUGAGCCUGCAGUACCGCCGCGAUGUGGUCUUCUGCCAAACCCUGACCGCUCUCAUCUGUGGUUUCAUCAUCAAGCUGAGGAACUGCCUGCACGACGAUGGCUUCCUGCGGCAGCUCUACACCAUCGGGCUGCUGGCACAGUUUGAGAGCUUGCUGAGCACCUACGGUGAGGAGCUGGCAAUGCUGGAGGACAUGAGCCUUGGAAUCAUGGACUUGAGGAACGUGACCUUUAAAGUCACUCAGGCUACUUCUAAUGCAUCAACUGACAUGCUGCCCGUCAUCACAGGAAAUCGCGAUGGCUUUAAUGUGCGGAUCCCUCUGCCAGGCCCGCUGUUCGACGCUCUGCCCCGGGAGCUCCAGAGCGGCAUGCUGCUGCGCGUGCAGCCCGUCCUCUUCAACGUGGGCAUCAACGAGCAGCAGACCCUGGCCGAGAGGUUUGGCGAUACAUCUUUACAAGAAGUCAUCAAUGUGGAGAGUUUGGUGCGGUUAAAUUCCUACUUUGAGCAGUUUAAGGAAGUCUUGCCUGAGGACUGUCUACCUCGAUCUCGAAGUCAGACGUGCCUGCCCGAGCUGCUGCGUUUUCUGGGUCAGAACGUGCAUGCCCGCAAGAAUAAGAAUGUCGACAUUCUCUGGCAAGCUGCUGAGAUCUGCCGCCGCCUUAACGGGGUCCGGUUCACCAGCUGCAAGAGUGCCAAGGACCGCACGGCCAUGUCGGUGACACUGGAGCAGUGCCUGAUCCUGCAGCACGAGCACGGCAUGGCCCCGCAGGUGUUCACCCAGGCCCUGGAGUGCAUGCGCAGCAUUGGAACACGGGAGGUAGUCACCCAGAAGAACUUGAGCGGCCUGGUGCCCAUCCGAGACUUAAGGCUAGACCCCAGCCUCCUCUGUUCCAUUCCUUUAUUAGCUCUGAGCCCCAAUUUACUGAUUGUGUGGCUCUUUCUGAGCAUAGUGUACCUGGUGACCAAAUUGCGUUGCAAAUGAAUAUCAUUAUGAAAAAUUAAUGUCACAAGCAAACAAACGUGCCAGAACAUGUCCAGCCACCGUGUACCUAACUGGACAGAAGGAAUGUGUCAAAGCGUGGUCUGCCAAGAAAUAUCUCAUGCCUUACAGUUUGACAUUUUGUUCUUCUGAACUGUAAAUACCUGCCAAAUUAUUUCACCAAGAGGACUUGUUCGUUUGAGUCACGCAGUGUCUUCAGUGCUUAUAACAUGUUCUUACGGUGCCCUGUUCUGCAUCAUUUAGCUGGCCUGGAAUUACUUGUACCAAAUCUCUUACCUUCUGAUGUAAAACUAUUUAUUACCUGUAUAUCUUAUGUGCCCUGUUUCCAAGAGCAAGGAAUUCUGUCGGAUAACAAUUUGUAUAUUUGAUACUAUUUUCUUUAAGUGUACUGCUAACCUUUCCUUUCCUUUUGAAGAGAAAUGAAAAAGAUAGACGCUUUAUAACUGGCUCAUCUAGAUAAACCUAUCUAAUAGGACAUGUACUUUCUGCUUUCAUUUCAAAGCGUAGUCCCUGAAUUAUAGUAGCAAACAGUUUGCAGAACCGUAACAUUUUCUCGCUUAUGUUAUUAUUUCCAAUUGGGGAUGACAGAAAGCUGUGACUACAAUAGCAUAUCACACCAAGUCAGGCACAUAAAGGUGACACACUACAUGUGACUUUAGAUUUCCUCUUAGCUCUGUAAGGAUCAUUAAACUGAUUCCAAGAAUUAAUGCAUAUAGUAACAGAAGGCUGUUGAAAUUAUACAUAUUUAUUUUUCUUGAAAUAGCAUUUGUCACUUAAAAAAAAUACAUCUUUAAUUCCAGAUUAUAGUUCAGGCUUGUUUUCUCUCUUACUAAUCAAAUAUGGUUAAUAGUGGGGAAAAAAAAAAAAUCAAAGAAAAUUUACCGAAAAGUGAGGCUUAGCUUUUGGGUGGCUGUGGCAGAUGGAGCUGUGAGAGAGAAAGGCUCACUUUGGUUUCUGCUCUUAUCACUCUUACUUUUAACAUGGCAGUGGCCCUAAAAUGGGAUGACUGGUGACCUUAACAUUCAUAUGUGGCAGAGGAUAACUGUACAUCUAUAAAGGUAAUCAAAUAUAUUAGGGGAAAAUUCCACACACUCUGUAUAAGUAAUAGUGGCUUCUCUGUUUUCUAGUUCGUAUUAUGUUGUGCUUGUUUUCAGCCUUCAGCUGGUUCCCCAUAUGCUGUAUUUUAUGAAAGUGGAUUUCUUUUUGCCAGUCUAGAAAAAUUGCAGUGAUUUAGAGAAGCUGGCUUUUCCAGAAACUGGACACUCAUGCAUGCACACAAACCCAGUUUGCCACAAAAUCUGGCCUCUCUGCAAGACUUCAAGACCUUACUCUGGGCUUCCUCUGGUUUGGCAUCAGCUCAGAGGCCAUCACCAUCACACCCCGGGAAAACCCUCUUUCUAGACCUCCUGAGCAGGCUCCCUAGGGAGGCACCACCUUUGUAGGUGAGCCCCCUUUUCCACAGUGCAGUGUUUGCUCAUCUCUUCUAGAAUAAAUGAGGUGGCUGUCCUGUAGCACAGCUGCUGACACCCUUCAGUAGGGAGUCUCUCACCGAAUGCCAACCGACUGGUCGUGUUGUAGCAACACGACAUUAAGCACUGGACACUAUCCUGUCCAGUCUGUGAGUCUUUGAAAGGUGUGUUUGCCACUUGCUCUCUUUCAUGUCAACAUGUGCACUCCCACUCUAAGACCUACUUGUGUGCUUUGCUUGAAAAGGGGAAAGUAGAGUCCACAGCUUCUCUGUCCCUGUCUGGGGUAACACACCCCUGAUGCGUGUGGUGGUGACAUGUGUGCAUGUCCACCUCCAGGGCAGAGUUAGCGGUCAUGCAGACACCGUGCCCAGCUGAGGGAGGCCCUCAGACUACAGACGGUGGCCCUCCCUCCCCCAGGGUGCUCUGUGAUGCUCUCCAGGGGUCCUGCCAGGACCCCAGCGAGGGUGCCUGAAGGACACCACAGCCAGAUCCUCACUGUCGUGGUGCCAGCCACACUUGCCUGUCCUGUGUGGGUUUGGCUUUUGGAUUGAGACAAAUAGAAUGGGAGGGAGGAUGAGCCUCUUUGUUCUCUCUUCCAGGGGCUGGUCCAAAAGCAGCGUGCUCUCCCCGUGCACUUCCCAAGGGCUAGUCCUAGAAAAGAGCCAGCAGGAAGCCAGCCGAGGCAGUGGCUCGAGUUUUUUCUUAAAACUAUCUGAGGAAAGAAACUCAGUAUGCUCACUCUUUAUGCUGAAUUUCAAUGUGACUAAGGCCUUUUGCUCAUGAAAUGAGGCCAAAUACAUAUCCAAAGUCUUGUCUGCUUCAGUGAGAAAGAGGCAGGAUGAAGCAAAGAUGGGGAGACAAGUCCAGAAAGGGAAGUCACUGACGGUUGGUGGUGGUUUUUAGGUUGUUCCUAAUGUUAGUGCAGAGGCAUGUCAAUGUCACCAACUCUAGAUGUUCAGUAUUAAGUCAGCGUUCUGAAGUCAGAGAAACCAUACUCAGGAGGUUUUCCCUUUGGGAGGUCUUAUAAAAUAGUUGUAUACAUUUUUCAACUAGUGUGUCAGUCACUGUUUACUCCCAUGGCUUGGCCCAGAUAGAUCUUAACAAAGUGGCACAAAGUGACAGGAGAGGCAGCCACUCUCUCUGUCUGCCACAGAGCCACCAAGAGACUUGAUGCGUCCAGAUGAGUUCUAAAGUGGAAGGACCCCACCAGAAAGGGAAAACCAGAGUUUUCCUUAAAAUUAGUUGUCAGUUGAGGUUUCCAUUCUAAGUUUUCAUUUCAAAACUGGAUGUCCUUGAAAAGAAAUUAUUGAUAUAAUAAAUAAUCAUGUAGCUUUGAAAUAAUCAAAUCCCUCCUGCUAAAAUCUAUCCAAGAUCUUCUCAACUUGAGUUAUUGAAAAACUUAUGCAGCUAGUGUGGUCAGCGGGAGUGUCCUGCCCCAGGGUGGCAGGCUGGCCCAUCACCACACGCCCACCACCCCAGCACGCCCUCGCCAUCUCUGCCCGCUGCACGCAGCCU